Messenger RNA from Xyrauchen texanus (razorback sucker), 3143 nucleotides. Its product is annotated as probable G protein-coupled receptor 85. Gene Ontology annotation, molecular function: G protein-coupled receptor activity. Gene Ontology annotation, biological process: G protein-coupled receptor signaling pathway. Gene Ontology annotation, cellular component: plasma membrane. The transcript is spliced from 2 exons. Bases 304 to 1440 code for a protein of 378 amino acids. The record is from RefSeq and is a predicted model, not a curated record. Lineage: Eukaryota; Metazoa; Chordata; Actinopteri; Cypriniformes; Catostomidae.
UGCGCCGUCCGCACCGUUUACUGUAUAAUCACAGUGUGGGGAAAAAGAGCAGGCAACAAAACUAAACCUUUUUUUACGGCAAAGUGACGGCUACCAUGUAAAUAACCGCCAGGGAAACAAAGGGGGUAUAUCAACAGGGACCUUUUUAGGUGUGAUGAGACAAAGGAACAAAGGAUGCCUUAGAAGCGAGGCAACAGCUACGAUCGAGCUGCUGGGACCUGCUUCAAAGCAUACAGCAGAUGGAUCUAUCGCUCCCCUCUCCAUCCAGAUCAUGAUACUUGGCUAAAGUUUUAAGAUUUCUCUAUGAUCCCUUCUCCAUCUAUGGCGAACUAUAGCCAUGCAGGGGACCACAACAACAUCUUGCAGAAUGUCUCUCCGCUCGCCACGUUCCUUAAAUUGACCUCCCUGGGCUUCAUCAUCGGCGUCGGCGUGGUCGGAAACCUCCUGAUCUCCAUACUGCUGGUCAAAGACAAGAGCCUCCAUCGAGCGCCCUACUACUUCCUGCUGGACCUCUGUGCUUCGGACAUCCUCCGCUCGGCCAUCUGCUUCCCGUUUGUGUUCACAUCUGUCAAAAAUGGCUCGGCCUGGACGUACGGGACGCUGACUUGUAAAGUGAUCGCCUUCCUGGGCGUGCUCUCCUGUUUCCACACUGCCUUCAUGCUCUUCUGUGUUAGCGUCACACGAUACCUGGCAAUAGCCCACCAUCGCUUUUACACCAAGCGGCUGACGUUCUGGACCUGCCUGGCAGUCAUAUGCAUGGUAUGGACGUUGUCGGUUGCCAUGGCCUUUCCGCCUGUGCUGGACGUGGGUACCUACUCCUUCAUCCGCGAGGAGGACCAGUGCACGUUCCAGCACCGCUCCUUCCGAGCCAAUGACUCGUUGGGCUUCAUGUUGCUCCUUGCACUCAUCCUACUGGCCACCCAGCUCGUCUACCUCAAGCUCAUAUUUUUCGUUCAUGACCGCCGCAAAAUGAAGCCUGUCCAGUUCGUGCCCGCCGUCAGCCAGAACUGGACCUUCCACGGCCCGGGGGCAAGCGGCCAGGCGGCGGCGAACUGGCUGGCUGGGUUCGGUCGAGGCCCAACACCUCCUACCCUGCUGGGAAUCCGGCAGAACAGCAAUGCGGCGGGCCGCAGGCGUCUGCUGGUGCUGGACGAGUUUAAGACUGAAAAGAGGAUAAGCAGGAUGUUCUACAUCAUUACAUUCUUCUUCCUGAGCCUGUGGGGACCCUACCUGGUCGCCUGUUACUGGAGGGUCUUCGCCAGGGGCCCGGUGAUACCGGGAGGCUACCUGACGGCUGCCGUGUGGAUGAGCUUCGCUCAGGCGGGAGUCAACCCCUUCAUCUGCAUCUUCUCCAACAGGGAGCUCAGAAGAUGCUUCAGCACCACACUCCUUUACUGCAGAAAAUCCAGGUUACCUAGGGAACCCUACUGUGUUAUAUGAAGGCUCUGUAGGUUUUUUGAUGUGGUUUUUAUUUGGAUGCCCUGGUCAAUCGGGGAUGUGUUCUGUUGUACAGCUCUCUCUCUUUCUCUCUCUCCUUCACCUCCUCUUCCUCAUCUUCUACCUUUUUGAGGCCUGUAGUUGAAUCGUCAGCUUAAACCGUGGAGCUUGAAUGGAAUAAAAUGAUACACGGACAGAGGACACCUGUGUUUAUGUUCUAGUAAACAACCAAUGCGAAAGGCCAUUUGAAACCCAAUAAGCAAAAAUAAAUAAACAGAUAAAAAUCUAGAAAAAUGAAAAAAUGAAAGAAAAGAAAAAAUGGAUACAUCAAGAAGGAACUGACAUUUGCUUUGGAUAUUUCAAAGACUCAAGGGUGUAAAGAAUACAAAUAAACACUUACCUUACCUAAAGGAAUCACUGGAAUUGUUUGGUGUGUUUAAAGUUGCACUAAAGAGAAGACAUGAAGAUGCUUUUUUUUGCUGAGUUGCAUUGCAAGGAUGUCUUGUGUUUUCUCUAACUGAAAUACGAAUGCUUUAAAUUGCAACAGACUUCUCUUUCACUGUAAGUAAACAAAACAUGUGGGGUGACUUUACUCUGUUGGAAUACACCUUCACGGGAGGAUAAAUUGGUUUAAAUGUAAGUGAUAUCUUUUUUUCCUUCUAUGGUGGGGUUGGGUGGGGCUCGGGUGGGGCGGGUCUAAAGGGGCGGUACUGUCGUGCGGGUUCCGGAAUUGCAACUUAAAUUAUUUCCUGUAGUUUUUUGAUCCAUAUGGUAUGUCUCUGUUGUCUGGCAAUGUUAUUUUCUUAUCUCAUUUUUCUAAGUCUUAUAUGAAAUGUUUGAAUUUUAAAACUUGCUCUUGAGAACCGUGUACUUAAAUUGACAGUGGAGAACCAGUUAAGCUAACUUCAGUUUGUCAUAUCCACGUACCCAAACGCUCACAUUUUGUUACAGUAUUGCUGAUACCACUCCAGCUGUUCUUGCCUUAAUGGUUCUGAUGUUGUUUGUUCAUUGUUAUUCAUUUGCAAGGCGAGGGUUUCUUAAUCUACUCCUCUAAAAUGUCCCAUGUAGUCAAAUAGGAAGGGUUUUCACAUCAGGGUCAAGUGCAUGUCCAUCUUAAAAAGAAUAUCCACGAUCACAUUAUCACUGAUCAUGCAACGAAAGCCCAUUUCUUAUCCUGUAAUGUUUGCUACAUGCCACUGAGUGCGCAGAGCACAGGGAGCAUGUGUGUGUGGAUGUAUGUGUGAGUGCUUGUGUGCGUGCGUGUUUAGGCGAACAGCUGUCAUGUCAAGACCAGAGCCUUAGUCUGAAAUCUUGCACAAUUUGUAAAAAAUGUCCUAGGAAAAACAAAAAACAUUGUAUUUGAGGCACAGAGUCUUGUUUCUACUUUCCCUACAUUUGCUCUCUACUAAUUGUUUUGAACUCCUUACUUUUUUCUCUUGUGGCCAUUUUAAUAUUUAUUCUGUAUUCUUUUUGUAUAUUCUGGGUAGAUAGUGUGUAAGUUUGUGAGUCUUUCAUUUUGAAGUCCCGAAUGUGAGUACUGUUAAGUUAGGACUGCAAUUGCUGAAAGUUAACUGUGUAAUCUGCUUACAUUUUUGAAAAUAAAAUUUUACAUUUUGCAAUGCCUGUUCUUUCUCGUCACUCCAAAACGUGGACCUAUGUCCCUUUUGCGGCUGGUUUCGCUGCCCCAAAGCAAAAUGAAAGCUCAG